Molecule: messenger RNA, 1809 nt
Organism: Prorocentrum cordatum
Lineage: Eukaryota; Dinophyceae; Prorocentrales; Prorocentraceae
Source: the annotation of a GenBank genome assembly
AUGCCUACAGCUCAAUAUACCGGAACUCCGAUGCCUACAGCGCAGCAUGUCGGAACUCCAAUGCCAACAGAAAUCCAUGAGGAUGACCUACUCGUAUCGGCCUACCCUGGAUACGAGCAAACUGGUCGUAACUGCCAGUGUGGAACACCAAUCAAACAGUUCUCAGAAGAAUACGAUUCUCUCGAGUUGUGUGCCGCGGAGUGCAAUUUGUACCCCAACUGUGCCGCCAUUGCUCUUCAUCCUUGGCAGUCUAUCUGGAGAGGCCAAUGUGAUCUCUACAAUGCAACGUGUGUGGAAACGAACGGGCAUGACUCCAACACCACCUGUGCCAACCCAACCCCGCUUGGAGCCCUCAGUGUCAAUUUUAACCGGGUACCGACGCCCGCGCCCACGCCUGCACCCACGCCUGCACCAGACCCUUGCGAUGUUACGGAUGGAUCGUUUCCGAGUGCUUUCUACCCGUGUCAGUGCGGGCCUGAUGUGGUGUGUGUCACAAGCGAGGUUUGCUCAAAGGACAGGCGAGGCUAUUCGUGCUCUCCUCCAGGCAUUCUCAAGGUAGAAUGGCCGUGUUUGACGACUUCGAUCGGCAGCUCCUACUUCGUGCUUGCUGGGAGUAGCGCAACAGGAGCGCCAGUGUACAGCAACACCGAUGGCAAUUACAUAUAUUGGGAUGUGUCGUGCGAUGGCAUCGAGCGACCUUUGCAAGAUCAGCAGCCGCGAUGGAUUCUCGACUCAGACUCACCAAACAUGACAUCGACCAUGGAUUUAGAUUCUGAUUCGGAGUGCUUUUAUUUUGGGCAUCACGGUAGUUCUGAUUUCAAUGGUGUCCCUUUGGGGAGCACAGUUUGGACGGUGGCAUGCGACGGUGAAGUUUCCGACAUGACGGUGAACAUCACUUAUGAAGCAUAUCUUCCCACCCCAUCGCCGACGAUGGAACCUGGGGCACCGUGCACUUGUGACCAGGGAUGUGGCAUGUUUCCUUACCUUGACUUAGAUGGUGAUGGUUGCCUAGUGGAGGCAGAAGUGAACAAAGAUGAGAGUCUCAGCGGGCACUUUACCGAGAUCGACACGGACGGGGACGGCUGCGUUACCCAGACAGAGUGUGGGGACUCGCCGUAUUCGAGUGAUUUGUCUAGGUUCCCAAUCCAGGGCCCACAAGAAUGCGACUACGGAUACUAUUUCAUGGAGGGCACCAGCGUCUGCCAGCAAUGCGCCAACGGUGCCACGCGGCGGCGCCGCUCGGAGGCCUGCAGCGACUGCCCCGCGGACAAAGAGGACGUGGGCGACUUCGAUAACUGCAUCUCGGGGGUGUGGCUCACUGAACCACUCGCGGUUGGGUCCCGCGUUGCCUUCGUCAACAAGGACAUAGACGAGAGCGGCGUAUUGCUGCAGAAGGGCGAUGGGAUCACCAUUUCGACGCGAAACCCUGGCCACUUCGAGAGAAUGAUUAUCAUCGACAAGGUUGGUUUCAAUGAUACCCAGAGGUUGUCGUCACACCAUGAAUCCCUGCUCCGUACGAGUGGGCCUUUUUUCGUGCUGGACCACGGGGCGAACGCGCCCUUCAACACGUUCGACCCGAUCGUCUCUGCUUGUACAGAUGUAAGUGGAAUCUCGCUUAGCGGACAGUACCCAUGCGGAUGCGGCAUCGAAAUCUGCGAUUUCGGGUACAGGUGUGACGAGCAGUGCAGUGGGAACAAUACGGUCCUCGAUUCUUACGCGGGCAUCAGCUACGGGAACGGCGGAUGCUGUAUCGGCCCCCCUGUCUCUACUUCUGCCCACCCCAGCCCCGACAGUGUCGGCCAAGGGUGA